UGCAGGGGCGGAGCUAACGGGUCGGAGCCGCCACAAAAGGAUCAGAGGCGGCCGCGCGCCCCUAAAAAAGAAGCGAGGCGGAGGACAGAGAAUCUUUGAAUCUUACCAACCAGAGCUAGCCCACCGAAACCGGGGUGGGGAUCCUGCCACCGAGAUACCAUCCCUGGGAUCAUGAUGAAGUUUCGGUUCCGACGGCCGGGCAACGACCCGCAGCGGGAGAAACUAAAACUGGAGCUUUUCGCCUUCAAUAAGACAGUGGAACAUGGAUUUCCAAACCAGCCAAGCUCCUUAGCCCAUGAUCCAAAGUUGCGGCUCAUGGCCAUUGCGACCAAAUCAGGAGCUGUGAAAAUCUAUGGAGCCCCAGGUGUGGAGUUUACAGGGCUACACAGGGAAGCAGCCACUGUGACACAGAUGUACUUUUUACCAGGACAGGGUCGUUUGUUGAGUCUCCUGGAUGAUAAUUCUGUUCAUCUGUGGGAGAUUAACCAAAGGAACAGCUAUUCGUACCUGGAAGAGAUCUGCACUUUAACACUUCCUGGACGACUUGGAUUCGACUGUGCUAAUUCUCCCAACAUCACGAGAAUUACUGUGAUCAUGCUGAAGUCUUGCUGUAGCAUGGCAUUUUUGGGAUCAGAAGGUGGAGGUGUGUAUUUCCUGGAUUUAACAUCACUGCAGCUAAUGGAUGGCAAAACACUCUUUCAGGAUGAGGUUUUGCAGAGUCUUCCAGAUGACUACAAGUGUGGGAAAGCUCUGGGACCAGUUGAAUCACUCCAGGAACACCCAGCUGAUCCAGAUAAAAUCCUGAUUGGCUACAGCAGAGGCCUGGUGAUACUGUGGGGGCAGGCAACACGCUCCGUGGAGAAUCUGUUUCUAGGCAACCAGCAGCUCGAGAGCAUAAGCUGGGAGAGGAGCAGCAGGACAUUUGUUAGCUCUCACAGUGAUGGAGGCUACAUGGUGUGGCCAAUCGACGGUUCAAAGUGCAAGACCCAACCCCUCACCACUUCUGUACCUUACGGUCCAUUCCCUUGCAAAGCUAUCAACAAAAUACUUUGGAGAACAUCAGAAACUGGGAGCCCUUUUGUAAUCUUUAGUGGUGGGAUGCCAAGAGCCAGCUAUGGAGACAGGCAUUGUAUCACCAUAAUGCAGGGCAAGGUCCAAGUAACACUGGAUUUCACCUCACGAGUGAUAGACUUCUUCACUGUGCAUAACACUGACCCUGAACAAGAGUAUGACAACCCCACAGUCCUUAUAGUGCUGGUGGAGGAAGAAUUGGUGGCGGUGGACCUACACACUGCAGGUUGGCCUACUAUUACUCCACCUUAUCUGGCACCACUUCAUUCCUCUGCCAUCACAUGUUCCUAUCAUAUUUCCAAUAUCCCAGUCAAACUUUGGGAGAGACUCAUCUGUGCAGGGAAGCAGCAGAGCCCUCGGCACUCAACAGUGGAGUGGCCAAUUAAUGGUGGGAAGAAUCUAGCUCCAGAACCCCUCCAUAAUGAACUACUUUUAACUGGGCAUGAGGAUGGAACGGUACGGUUCUGGGAUGCAUCCAGUGUGUCAUUGAAAUCUCUUUACAAACUGACUACUGCAAGCAUUUUCCAGACAGAGGCAGACCACAAUGAAGGGUUUCCACAGCCUGGGGAGGAGGAGUGGCCUCCAUUCCGCAAGGUUGGCUGCUUUGACCCAUAUAGUGAUGAUCCCAGACUGGGAAUUCAGAAAAUUUGCCUGUGUAAAUACAGCAGUCAGCUGGUGAUUGCUGGAACAGCAGGACAGGUUCUAGUUAUGGAAUUUCAUGAUGAAAAGUCUGAACAAAAGAUCAACCUCUCUUCAGUUGACCUCCUUCAGGACCGCGAGGGUUUCACGUGGAAAGGUCACGACCGGUUGAUCCCGAAAAGUGGCCUUGUCAGUUUUGCACCUGGCUUCCAGCCAAACUUUCUGGUUCAGUGUAUUCCACCAGCUGCUGUGACAGCAGUGACUCUGCACACUGAAUGGCAGCUUGUGGCAUUUGGCACCAGUCAUGGUUUUGGUGUCUUUGAUUACUACAGACAGCAGGCAGUAUUAGCCAGGUGCACACUGCAUCCAAAUGACUCUCUGGCAAUGGAGGGUCCACUCUCUCGGGUGAAAUCACUGAAAAAAUCAUUACGUCAGUCAUUCAGGAGGAUACGAAAAAGCAGAGUCUCUGGGAAGAAACGGCUGACUCCGAGCAGCCCUGCCAGCAAGGUCCAGGAAGCAAAUGCCCAACUUGCUGAGCAGGAUGGUCCACGUGAGGUGGAGGUGACUCCAGUACAGAGACGGAUAGAGCCACGGUCUGCUGAUGAUUCUUUGUCAGGUGUUGUCCGCUGCCUAUACUUUGCUGACACCUUUUUACGAGAUGCCACACACCAUGGUCCUACAAUGUGGGCAGGAACUAAUGCUGGGUCAGUUUAUGCUUAUGCACUGGAGGUUCCAUCCAGAGAGAAGUGGAUGGAAAAAUCUGCAGAGGCAGUAUUGGGUAAAGAAAUUCAGCUGAUGCACCGAGCCCCUGUGGUAUCAAUUGCAGUAUUGGAUGGACGAGGAAACCCUCUCCCUGAACCAUUUGAAGUCUCUCGUGAUCUCGCUAAAGCUCCAGAAAUGCAAGGCACUCAUUCUGUGCUAAUUAUUUCUGAAGAACAGUUCAAGGUGUUCAUGCUGCCAAGAGUGACCGCUAAGACAAAGUUCAAACUCACUGCCCAUGAAGGUUCCAGAGUGCGAAAAUUGGGGUUAGUGAGUUUCCCAAGUGUGGCCUCAGAUGACUAUUCGGAGAACUGCCUGGUGUGUUUAACGAAUCUGGGAGACAUUCACAUCUUCACAAUUCCUGGGCUGAGACCGCAGAUGCGCUAUGAUUGCAUAAGGAAAGAAGACAUCAGUGGCGUUGCUUCAUGUGUUUUCACAAAGACAGGCCAGGGCUUUUACUUGAUAUCUCCAUCCGAGUUUGAACGAUUCUCCCUAUCUGCCAGGAACAUAACUGAGCCACAUUGUGUGGUGGGAUGGGAAAGCUCAAGAGAUCACUUGAGCCCAAUCACCAGUCUACGCAAUAACUUGCAAGGAUCUCCUAAAAUGAGCCAAGCGAAUGGAACUCACAAGCCUCGGAACAAAGAGGAAUGCAACUCAUUGGGAGCAGCUGAUGGUAUGCUUGAGGAUUUGCAACUCCCAUUGUCCCAGACUCCCCUUGACUCUCCCAACAGUAGUGCUGAUAUCACCCUGGAUACAACUGGUGACCUAACAGUGGAGGAUGUCAAAGAUUAUUUACCGGAAUAUCAGAAUUUGUGAACUGAAGACACCUUGUGACUUUGCGGUUGGCUUUACAGAAGAGGAAUUGUACCAGCAUUAACAGCCUAAGCUUCAUACUGGGGUCAUGGCUAUUGAUGUGGAUAAUACUUAGAAUUGUCACAUCAUCAGUGCCAAAAGACUGUUUUUGAGAAGAUCCUUGUCUGAAGCUAGAUACCAGCUGCUCCCUGCUUGCCUAUGCCAAUAAAAAAAAAACUUUUGCAACACUAAACAAGAUUAUAAAACUGACUACCUGAAGCGUACAAAUCACCUUUUGUACUGUUUUCAGUCUUUGCUGUUUGCAUGAAGGAGAAACAGAUCUGGGGAAUAUGUAAUCAUCUCAAGUUUGUGCUGUUGAUUUUUUUUUCUCCCCACAUUUUUUCCAGUUUGAGAACCAGUUUCAAACAAUUGCAUCAUUCUCAUUGUCUCCAGGCACUGAAUUGCAGUCAGCAACAGCAGAGGAUCUUUCACCUUCCAAGAGCUUUGUGACUCUGCUUUCUUUGUAGUUUUGUAUACUCGUCUCAAUGAAGUGGAAACAAUGGAGCCCUUCUGUAGUUCAGAGGGAGUUGAAUUCUCUUCAUUAAUCAUUUGGCUUUCAAAAAUCUUAUUUUUUACAGUUGUUUGUAGCUGAUUCUAGGGUUAUGAGAGCACAAAUGAAGAAGACCUGUGUUUGUGUCUCUGAAUUGCUGCGCCAUUUGAGGUCUAGUUCACAUUCCUAGUGGAAGGAAUUCAGUGUGCUGACCAGAUUCUGCUUGCCUCCUGUAGCCAGUUGGAUAAUGUGUGCUCUUGCAAUUUGAAGAAGCCUAGUGAAUGUCUUGCUGUCUGAGCUACCUGGCCUUUGAUCAACAGAAAGUGAUAUUGCUCCAAUCAGAAAUUGAAAAAAGCACAAGUCUGCUCCAACUCUGUAAGCUUGUGGAUUCUGUUUUAAAUGCUUGAUAUGAGUUUGUAAAAUUGACCCUUUUAAGUCUGUCGUGUAAAUAACAGUGCACUUGCAUCUUUAACUCAAGCUUGGUGAUGUCACCUCACUGUAGUAUACAUACAUUCUGUAACUGAUUUUUGUAUUAAUUAUUUUUACAUUUUUAAUUAAUUGUGCAGUUUUUUCACGUUAAAUUCCAGCAACCAGCUUUCAUCCUUGUGACCACAUCUACCCCCACCCACCACCACCACCACCACCCCCGUGGC
Messenger RNA from Stegostoma tigrinum, 4464 nucleotides. RefSeq names its product LLGL scribble cell polarity complex component 1 (gene llgl1). Gene Ontology annotation, cellular component: cortical actin cytoskeleton; plasma membrane; cytoplasm. The transcript is spliced from 23 exons. Gene Ontology annotation, biological process: establishment of spindle orientation; regulation of establishment or maintenance of cell polarity; cortical actin cytoskeleton organization. The record is from RefSeq and is a predicted model, not a curated record. Bases 172 to 3285 code for a protein of 1037 amino acids. NCBI's taxonomy places the organism in Eukaryota, Metazoa, Chordata, Chondrichthyes, Orectolobiformes, Stegostomatidae. Gene Ontology annotation, molecular function: GTPase activator activity; myosin II binding.